UCUUCACCUAAAGUAGCGCGAAAUUUUUCUUACAAUUUUUUAAUAAAAAAGAAUAAUGUACGAGCGUAGUUCGUUGCGUUAUGCCCAUACUAGUGGCUAUACCGGCUUAAUUUACAUUGACGAUGGAUAUAUGUUAACUUGCGGAUCUGAUGGAGAUAUACGAAAAUGGCAAGGCAUUGAUGACGACGAUCCAAUUUCUAAUUGCUUAGGUGAAUUUGUAGUGUGUUUGGCUCAGAGAGGCGACAAGCUUUUGGCAUCUACCGACCAUAAUACUGUACAAUCGUAUAUUUUACCUGACCUGGAUAAGGAUGGAACUCUAUUGAGAUUUACUGCUCCAGUAAUUGAUAUAAAAAUUAAAGAUGAUUAUAUAGCAGCUUGUUCGGAGGACACCACUAUUAAAAUAUUAAAAGGUGAUGCAACCCAACCAAUGGAAUUAAAAGGACAUGAAGGACCAGUAUUAGCUUUAGAUAUACACCCUAAGAAUACAAUGUUGGCCUCUUUCUCAGGUGAUGGCUCAGUAAAAGUUUGGGAUUUACAAAACGAAGGCAAGGAGCUUUAUUCUGUUCAGGGAUUAAGUAAAACUAACAGUUUCGAAAAUGCAAUUUGUUUCGGUACACCUUGUUUCGAGCCAACCGAAGGCAAAAUUUUGAUAUACAUAAAGAAAAAUGAAAUUAAAGCGAUAAGCACAACUAAUUGGGAGCAUUUAUUUUCCUUAAACGAUGACAAGGUGAAAGGUGAAUACACUUAUUGCCAAUUUUCUCAAAAUGGUUUAUUGUUAGCAGCUGGUACCAGCAAAGGAGAAAUUUCAAUAUUUGAUUUUAUUGCGCGCCAAUCUAAGAAAUGCGAAGGACCCUCGAGUGAAUGCCAAUCCAUCACAUGUUUAGCUUGGAGCACUAAAAACAAUGAAGAAUUAGCCUAUUGUGACGCGUCCGGGCAAUUGGGUACAGUAUUUGCUAGUUCUGGACUUCAAAAAGAAAAUGCAGCUGGAGAUGACGGCGAGUUAUUACUUAAUAAUGAUUUUGAUGAUAUAGAAUUUACGGGAGCUACAAACGAUGAUGCUGAACGUCUAGCAAAAAUUAAAGCAGUUAACGACGAUGAUGAUGAUGACUGGAAAUCUAUUGAAAAGUUAAAAAGUAAAAUUAAAAUCUACAAUGGCGAAGACUUACCUGCAGAUGAAGAUACUAAGGAUUCCGUGUCUCGCAACGGGUCUUUAAGUCCUUGUGUAGAUAAAAAUGCGCCCGCCGUGUCGAACGGUUUUAAGCUACAAAGCGCUUUUCAGCCCAGUUGCACGCCCAUUCAUUUGGAACAUCGUUAUUUGGUAUGGAAUGGCGUGGGUAUUGUAACUUCUCAUGCCGAUGGCGCCAAUGGUGCUAUUGACGUAGAAUUCCAUGACGCCAGUGUUCAUCAUUCAUUGCAUAUACCUAAUUAUAAUAAUCAUAAUAUGGCGAGCUUAAGUUCGACGGCUUUAGUUUUAGCUGGUGAGGAUUCAGCAAAAGUAGUAGUAAUUGCUUUAGCUGCUUCUGGUAAUAAGGAGUGGAGUAUGCAGUUGUCUGAAGAAGAUGUGGUAGCUGUAGUGGCUACUACAAAAUUGAUAGCUGUAGCGACAAGCAUGCAAUUUUUACGCAUUUUUACUAUAACUGGCAGCCAAAGGGAAAUAAUUUCUAUACCUGGUUCAGUGAUAUGUCUCUCAGGCUUUGAAGAUCGCAUUAUGUUGAGCUACCAUGCUGCUCCCGCCAGCCAAAAACAACAAAAUAUAACGGCUAUGUUAUUGCACGCUUGCGGGCUAAGUUUAAAGUGCAAAAAUAUUACUUUACCUUUAACGCCGGGACGGCAAUUGGUAUGGCAGGGAUUUAGCGACUGUGGCUCUCCGGUAUUCGCUGACUCUAUGGGCUUAGUGCAAUUGUUUAAUGUGAAAAGUAACUGUUGGUAUCCUGUAUGCGACACGAUGAAAUUAUCAUCCAGUGUUUCCAAUAAUUACUUCGUAAUAUCUUUGUCGGAGAGAUCGCAAAUACUCCAGGCAGUUCUUUGUCGCGGCUGCUCCUAUCCUAUGACUACUCCAAGGCCUUUGAUGCAAGAGUUACCAUUGCAAAUGCCAUUGUGUGACUUAGAAAGUGAAAAAACUUUACUGGAAGAUUCCCUACUUAGAUCGUCUAUAAUGGCAGUUGAUAAUGCAAACAAAGUGAUAAAAGAAGUUUCUAUUAAAUUAUUUGCUUUAGCCUGCCGUGGUGAAGUAGAAACGCGAGCUAAAGAACUAAUUGAGACAAUAGCUUGUCCAGAUUUGUUAAUGCUAGCAGUUAAAUAUGCUACAAAAUUAGGUCGCAUACAUCUAGCUGAUCGCUUAACUGAACUAUUGCCACAAUUAGAAGAAGAGCAAGAGAAACGGAAACAAGACGAACAACUCGCCGAAAACACUUUACAACCGUCAUAUCCGACACCUACCUACCUGAACGGCCAACCUUUAAACAAUUCAACAAAAUUAGCACCCAAACCAAUGGAAUUGGGAUCAGGCAAAAAAUUAACUCUUAAAAAGUUUGCUUUUAAUUCUACGUCGAAUGACUCCAGAAAAUUUGGUAUGUUGAACGAUUCCCUAUUAGCCACAACGACAGACAUUUCCGGACAAUCCGAAUCGAUUUUGCCAUCCUACGGAGACUCGGUUGAUGAUACGAAAAUCAUAACACGUAGUCCAUUUAAUUCUGUAAAUCCUUUCGCUUCGAAACGGAAAAUUUCUGAUAUUGAUAAAGGCAGCGUCUUAAUGGGUUCAGAAAAAUUAAAAAUUGCUAGGAAAUAAUUAAUUUCUGUAAUUAA
Molecule: messenger RNA, 2805 nt
Organism: Glossina fuscipes
Lineage: Eukaryota; Metazoa; Arthropoda; Insecta; Diptera; Glossinidae
Gene: Ctf4
Product: WD repeat and HMG-box DNA-binding protein 1
Exons: 1
Coding region: 56-2788 (910 amino acids)
Biological process (GO): DNA-templated DNA replication; DNA repair; mitotic cell cycle
Cellular component (GO): nuclear replication fork
Molecular function (GO): chromatin binding; protein binding
Source: RefSeq, a predicted model, not a curated record